CUGGGAGAAGCACCAGCCUUUACCGCAACCCGUGAUUGCUGAGCCUGUCGACACGACACUACCAACUGCAAACUUGCCCAAGUUGGCUUUAGUCCUACUACACGAGCAUCAUCUCUCUGCCCGCCAUGCCUGGCCUUCCUUCUUCGGUCGACCUCGACGAGUGCAUCUCGCGCCUCUACAAAAAGGAACUACUCGCCGAAUCGGUUAUCGAAGCGAUAUGUGCCAAAACAAAGGAGCUGCUGAUGCGCGAAAGCAAUGUCGUGCACGUUCGCGCCCCCGUUACCGUUGUCGGUGACAUCCACGGCCAGUUCUACGAUCUGAUAGAAAUAUUCAGAAUUGGUGGCUACUGUCCAGAUACGAAUUAUCUGUUUCUAGGCGACUAUGUCGACCGAGGCAUGUUCAGCGUUGAAACGAUUUCUCUUCUUGUCUGUUUGAAACUGAGAUACCCCAACCGCGUCCAUUUGAUUCGAGGAAACCACGAGUCCCGCGGCGUAACGCAAUCUUACGGCUUUUAUACCGAGUGCUCGCGCAAGUACGGCAAUGCCAAUGUCUGGCAUUACUUUACCGACAUGUUCGACUUUCUCACAUUAAGCGUGGUCAUCAACGACCAAAUAUUCUGUGUACACGGAGGCCUCUCCCCCUCCAUCCACUCCAUCGACCAAAUCAAAGUAAUCGACCGCUUCCGCGAGAUCCCCCACGAAGGCCCCAUGGCCGACCUAGUAUGGUCCGAUCCCGAUCCCGACCGCGACGAGUUCAGUUUAUCCCCCCGCGGCGCCGGCUACACGUUCGGGGCGCAGGUAGUCAAGAAGUUCCUGGCGGUGAACAACAUGAACCACAUCCUGCGCGCGCAUCAGCUCUGCCAGGAAGGAUAUCAGGUGCUAUACGACGACCGGCUGAGCACGGUAUGGAGCGCGCCCAACUACUGCUACCGGUGCGGAAACAUGGCCAGCGUGCUGGAGGUUAGCGACACCGGAGAGCGUUUCUUCAACGUGUUCGCGGCCGCGCCUGAGAACGACGCCGUUAAGGAUCAGCAGAUGAAUCAGGACAAGUCGGCCGAGGGAGGGGCGUUGCCUGAUUACUUUUUGUAGUCGGCGAGAGAUGCGCAUUGAGGGCGGGAUAGGGAAUAGAUCGCAUUGAAGUGUGCGAAUACACUGCAUAUACCCACGCUAGCGACCACAAUGUCAUAGAUUACAAGCAGGCGGGCAUGAAUGAUACUUGGAACGUUCGGUUUUUGGACAGUAUACAAACCAACGAAGCAUUCUUCGUACAAUCCAAGCCGGGAAUAGUUGGUCUUGUGAUGCAGUGUCAAGCCUCCAAUCUUUCUUCGUACCAGACGUGAGAGUUAUGUGUCGUUAUACUACUAAGAUAAAAAUGUGUAUGUAUGUAGAUAGAUAUAAAGGAAGUUUUCUCUCCCCUUCCCUCCUGCCCAGAAAGGGGGGUGUGUGGUGACCAACCAUCCAAUCCUGUGGCCCCUAUUCCAUUCCA
Neurospora tetraspora is the source of this 1485-nucleotide messenger RNA. Its product is annotated as serine/threonine-protein phosphatase PP2A catalytic subunit. The transcript has 4 exons. Bases 126 to 1088 code for a protein of 320 amino acids. Gene Ontology annotation, molecular function: protein serine/threonine phosphatase activity. NCBI's taxonomy places the organism in Eukaryota, Fungi, Ascomycota, Sordariomycetes, Sordariales, Sordariaceae. The record is from RefSeq and is a predicted model, not a curated record. Gene Ontology annotation, cellular component: FAR/SIP/STRIPAK complex.